CUCUAACUGCUUACUACAAUUUUGUCAACAAGAAUAACCUCUUUUCGAAUAAUAUUUUUUGCAACUUUUGCAAAGAUGGGAAGGGAAACAUAACAAAUUCGAUGAAGAAAUCUCCAAAUGAAGAAGACACAUUUGUGGGGGUUGUCCAAGACUUGACAGAAUCAAAUAAUAUGAUCAAUGCUAAUAUUAAAGUAUUGCAUGGGUUCUUAAAAAGUAAAAAUAACUACGUCUUAUUGCCCCUUGGGGAAAAAAUUACGGUGAAGAAAAUUGAAAAGGACGCCUCUUUGUGUAAAUACGUCAACGUGGAUGACCUUUGUCACUACCUAGCCAAUGAGAAGAAUCUUCCUUUCAUAAGGAAAGUGUUAGAACAAGAAGAAGCAUCCAAAAAAAGUGGUGACCCUGGGGGCAAUGGCAGCAAUAGUGAUACCCUUUGCAGUGCCCACAACGGACAAGACACGUUAGAAUUUUUUAUAAGCAUUUUACCCAAGAUAAUAGCAUCGUGCCCGAUCAGCAAAAAUGCACAUAUAACGAACGACAUCGUAGAAAACGUUUUCUUCAAAGUUGACGAUAACAAGAUAAAGAACGGAUCAGUUUUGGUAAAUAACGCACCAACCAAUUCGGAAAUAAAAAACGCACCCUAUGGGCCAAAAAGCACCACCUUUGCAUGUAGCAAGGUGAAAGUAUUAAUAAAAGUGAACCAAAUUAAAAUCCCACUGAUCAUAGGACGAGUGUAUCUUUUGUAUUCCCUAAACUUUUCGCAUAGUGUAACCAUUCAAAAUAUUCUCUAUGUGUAUAAAAAUAAAAGCAGUUCCUUAAGUUAUGACAGAGCAGAGGGGGAGGGUAAAUUACACGUCGAAUGUAACGCAAAUGAUGUAGCACAAAUUAUUGAUUUAAAAAAUUAUGUAAAAAAUGUGAACGUGCUUUACGAAAAGGUGGAUAAUAAAAAAUGCUUACGCAGCGAUGAUAUUGGCGUCAUUGAGCUCCUCGUUAAGGAUAACUCAUUCAUGUGCACACAAUCCUUCAGGCCUGAAUUAAACUACUACAUCUCGCAGGACAACCCCUUUUUCA
Molecule: messenger RNA, 1068 nt
Organism: Plasmodium cynomolgi strain B
Lineage: Eukaryota; Apicomplexa; Aconoidasida; Haemosporida; Plasmodiidae
Product: elongation factor
Exons: 1
Source: RefSeq, a predicted model, not a curated record